AUGAGUUCAACAGAUACUCCAGACCUUUAUGGACUUAAAAGCUGGCUUAAGAAAAAAGGCACCAAUCAAGGUUUAUGGCAUAAGCGUUUCGUUACGUUAAAUGAAAAGAAAAUUGUUAUUUCAAAAGAUGAAGAACAGACUCAUAUCGAGCAAGUGAUUGAUUUGGGACCAGAUACUACUGCCGAGAUAGUAACUGGUGCUUCAACACCAAGAUUCCAAGUUAUUCCUUCAGCUGGCGCUGAUCCAUUAUUAUUUACAGCUGGCUCUCCAGAAGAAGUUGCUCGCUGGGUUGCAGCUAUUAAUCAAAUCAAGUUACCAAUGCAGCAUCUAACAAUGGAUAAUUUCAGGAUUAUCUCUGUUAUCGGAAGAGGCUUUUAUGGUAAAGUCAUGCUCGUCCAAAAACUCGAUACAGGAGACUUGUACGCAAUUAAGUCAAUCCACAAGUCACGUAUUAACGAACCCGGAAAAGCUAACUCCGUUUUGGCCGAACGUAAUAUUAUGAUGAGAGCUCAUUAUCCAUUUUUAGUCAAUCUUUGCUUCGCAUUUCAGACACCAGCCAAGUUUUACCUUGGCUUAGAAUACGCUGCAGGUGGCGAACUUUUCUAUCAUAUGGAUAAAGUCGGUACAAUCCCACUUAACGAUGCUCGCUUAUACAUCGCUGAAAUCGGCCUUGCCCUCUCAUAUCUCCACUCAUUGGGUAUUGUUUACAGAGACUUAAAACCAGAAAAUAUUCUUUUCGAUGCUGAGGGACACAUCAAACUUACUGAUUUCGGUCUCUCUAAAUCACUCAUCGAUUCGGAAUCAACAUCUACCUUCUGCGGAACAUCAGAAUACCUUGCUCCAGAAGUUAUUAUGCAACAAACUUAUUCUUACGCCAUCGAUGAAUGGGCACUCGGCGUUCUUGCUUUUGAAAUGAUUCUCGGUGUUACUCCCUUCUACGAUGAUAACAAAGCUGUUAUGUUUGGCAAAAUUGUCAAUGAACCACCAGUUUUCCCACAAGGCCUUGACAAUCGUAUUAUCGACUUUAUCAACAAAUUACUCGCUAAGGAUCCAGCACAGAGAGCUAAAUUCGACGAUCUCAAAUCUCAUCCUUUCUUCGAAGGAUUUGAUUGGGUCAAAGUUUACAACCGUGACUACACACCAUCAUUCGUACCACAAGUUAAAGAUCCCCUCAACACUCAGAACUUCGAUCCUGAAUUUACAAGUGAAAUUGCUGCUGAUUCAUUCGUUCAGCCGGCAAUUGGCGAUGAUGGCGCAGUUCAGGGAUUCUCAUACUAUGAUUCCAAUAUGAAUUGA
This is a messenger RNA of Trichomonas vaginalis G3, 1296 nucleotides long. RefSeq names its product protein serine/threonine kinase protein. Lineage: Eukaryota; Parabasalia; Trichomonadida; Trichomonadidae. The record is from RefSeq and is a predicted model, not a curated record. The coding region runs from base 1 to 1296 and encodes 431 amino acids. The transcript has a single exon. Gene Ontology annotation, biological process: protein phosphorylation. Gene Ontology annotation, molecular function: protein serine/threonine kinase activity; ATP binding.